AUGAGGGCCACCACCUAUCUAGCUCUAGCGACUACGGGAGUAUUAUUCACCGUGUAUCUAUACAAGAAACUUUCCGAACAUCUCACCAUCACAGACCUCGAACGCAAUAAUGGCUGCAUGCCGCCAAGGAAAUAUCCACACAAGGAUCCGCUUCUCGGACUCGAUUUCUUCUUCAAGAUGGGCGCGGCGAUGAAAGCCGGAAAAGUACUCCAGACAAACCGAGAACUUUACGCCAAGUAUGGGAAAACCUUCCAGAGCAACUCCUGGGGAACAUCAGCCAUCCACACCUGCGAAUCCGAAAAUAUCAAAACGGUCCUCGCGCUUUCGUUUGGGUGUUUCGGAAAGGUGAAGGUGAAGCCGGAGAAAAGGGGUGGAUCGCUAGAGGCCCAGGGAACCUUUACCGCGGAUGGGAAGAUAUGGCAACGCUCGCGUGCGCUCAUUCGACCGACGUUUGCGAGGACUGAGAUUUCUAAUUUUGGGGCUUUGGAGAAACACGUCGCGCGGUUUUUGGAGCUUCUUCCGUGCGAUAACUCGACGUCUCUAGAUAUCUCCACCGAAUUCCUGUUCGGUGAAUCGGUAGAAUCUCAAUCCCCGAAUACCCCCUUUGAUGCUCUAGAAUUCCUCAAUGCAUUCGAUAUGACUAUGCGUGGUCUCGGCGCACGAAUGAUGCUUGGCAAGCUGAGAUUCAUUCGUGGUCGAGAUGUCGAGUGGAAAAAGGCUUUCGGGAAAGUGCACGCCUAUAUUGACAAACACAUCUCUCGGGUUCUGGAGGGUCAGAAGAGUGCCGAGAAUAAUGAAGAGGAAGAUAAGAGUGCCACUCAAAAACAGUAUAUACUCUUGAACGAAAUGGCAAAGGAAACGCAGGAUCCGGUUGAUUUACGCUAUCAGCUUUUUCAUGUCUUUAUCCCCGCUCAUGAUGCGACGGGGAUAGCUGUUAGCGAUAUAUUUUUUCAUCUAGCUCGUGAUGCGCAUCGAUGGGAUAAACUGCGGGGAGAAGUACUCGCUGCGACGACCGGACAGACGCUGAGUUUCGAAAUCCUGAAGUCAAUGAAAUAUUUACGAUAUGUGUUUGAUGAAAGUCUCCGUCUUCACCCCACCGCAGGCUUUCUACGGCGAGUAUGUCACAAAGACACCAUUUUACCACUUGGCGGUGGCCCUGAUGGGAAGGCCCCCUUCUUAAUCAAAGAGGGUAGUAAUAUCACAUGUGAUAUCUACGCAUUACAUCGCGACAAAAGCUACUGGGGCAACGAUGCCGAUGAUUUUCGUCCCGAGAGAUGGGAGACCUUGCGACCUACUUGGGAAUACCUUCCAUUUUCAGGGGGACCGCGCAUUUGCCCUGCUCAGCAGAUGGUUUUUAUUGACUCGGCGUAUAUUAUUGUGAGGGUAAUGCAGAAGUUCUCGAAAAUCGAAAGUCGGGAUUCAAGACCUUGGAUGGAACGGUUUAGAAUGGCGGUGGAGAAUGGGAAUGGGGUGAGGAUUAGGUUGUUGCAGGAUUAA
This is a messenger RNA of Botrytis sinoallii, 1497 nucleotides long. RefSeq lists its product as uncharacterized. Gene Ontology annotation, molecular function: iron ion binding; oxidoreductase activity, acting on paired donors, with incorporation or reduction of molecular oxygen, reduced flavin or flavoprotein as one donor, and incorporation of one atom of oxygen; heme binding. NCBI's taxonomy places the organism in Eukaryota, Fungi, Ascomycota, Leotiomycetes, Helotiales, Sclerotiniaceae. The transcript has 3 exons. The coding region runs from base 1 to 1497 and encodes 498 amino acids. The record is from RefSeq and is a predicted model, not a curated record.